This is a messenger RNA of Closterium sp. Yama58-4, 2115 nucleotides long. Lineage: Eukaryota; Viridiplantae; Streptophyta; Zygnematophyceae; Desmidiales; Closteriaceae. The record is from the annotation of a GenBank genome assembly.
AUGCAGCUUCUUGGGCGGCAAUGCCAUCAGCGGAAGCUUCCCUGCUGCCGUCACCAAGCUCACUGCACUGCAGGACCUGUGAGACCAGGGCGGGUGGUGCCACUGCAUGGAAUGGUGUGGAGUCUGGCUGACAAUGACUUAUCAGGCCCUCUUCCCCCGGGGAUCGGCAAGCUGCCCCAGCUGCAAAUGCUGCGCUUGGAUGGGAACCGUCUCUCAGGCCCCAUCCCUUCCCACAUCUCUGCGCUCUCUGCCCUCUCCUACCUCUCGUUCGCGUCUAACGAGCUCACAGGGGCCAUUCCCCCACAGAUAUCCACGUUACAAGCCCUGCAGUACAUUGAUGUGCGCAACAACCUUCUGUCAGGAGUGAUUCCCCCUCAGAUCGGCAACAACUACAACCUCAACUGGCUGUACCUGAGCAACAACCGCCUGUCUGGGUCCAUCCCAGCUUCCAUUGGCCGUCUGGAUCGCUUGCGAUACAUGUUCCUGGAUGUGAACGUGCUGAGCGGGUCCCUUCCUGACUCUAUCACUGCACUCAGUGCACUCGUCUAUCUCAUCGCAAGUCACAACCUCCUCUCUGGACCCCUCCCCACCAACGUUGGCCAGCUUCCCAAGCUUGCCUUCCUGUCUAUAAGCAACAACUCCCUGUCAGGCCCCCUCCCGCCCUCCAUGAGCCAGCUCAAUCACCUGCAGAUCUUGGAUCUAUCUCGCAACCGCCUGUCUGGUGCCAUCCCAGACGCGUUCGCUGACAAGCCUGCCCUCAACUCCAUGGACGUCAGCAGCAACUCCCUCAGUGGCGCUCCAGGCAACAUAGUCAGCAACAUGCCUUCCCUGUCCUACCUCAACCUAUCCCAGAACUACUUUACAGGACUAGUCCCGCGUGUGACGGACAGUCAACAAAUGGUCUCCUAUGACAUCAGCUCCAACUAUUUCCACGGGCCUGGGCUCGUCUCAGACACCACUCCUCUCGCUCUGCCGCUCUGCAAGACGGGGUUCGAGCCGGGAACCUUCUCGGCUGCUUCCAACUGCCUGGUGUACGGCGUUGCAACGGAGAACUCCUGCCCCACUCGCACCGGCCCCAUGAGCACAGGGGAGCUGUUACAGCGCCCCUCCCCCAUUCCCUCCCCUUUCCCCUCCUUCCGCGUCCCCUCCGUCAGAAAGUUCUCCUCCCCCCUCCGCUCCUCCCCCCUCCACUCCUCCCCCCUCCACUCCUCCCCCCUCCACUCCUCCCUCCUCCGCUCCUCCCUCCUCCGCUCCUCCCUCCUCCGCUCCUCCCUCCUCCGCUCCUCCCUCCUCCCUCCCGCUCCUCCCUCCUCCGCUCCUCCCUCCUCCGCUCCUCCCUCCUCCACUCCUCCCCCCUUCGCUCCUCCUCCUUCCGCUCCUUCCCCCUCCGCUCCUCCUCCCACUGCCCUUCCCCCCUCCGCUCCUCCCCCCACUGCCCUUCCCCCCACUGCCUUUCCCCCCACUGCCCUUCCCCCCUCCACUCCCCCGCCCUCCCCUCCUCCGGACAACCCUCCUCCCUCUCCCCCCCCUCCUUCUCCUCCCCCGCCCUCUCCCCCUCCUCCUUCCCCUCCUCCGCCCUCUCCCCCUCCGCCCACCCCCCCUCCGCCCUCCCCAAGCCUUAGGGGGGAGGAUCUAGAUGCCAUAGCCAAUGGGGAUUUGCCAGCUGUCCCUCCGGACUCCCCCCCGCCUCCCCCAGACUCCCCCCCUCCCCCACCUCCAGAUUCCCCCCCUCCCUUUCCCCCUCCUCUCCCCCCUCCCUCCCCUCCUCCCUCCCCUCCUCCCUCCCCUCCUCCCUCUCCUCCUCCCUCUCCUCCUCCCUCCCCUCCUCCCUCUCCUCCUCCCUCUCCUCCCCCCACUCCACCUCCCUCGCCUCCUCCUAAACCUCCUCCCUCUCCUCCUCCCUCCCCUCCUCCCCCUACACCCCCCUCUCCUCCUCCCCCCUCUCCUCCCCCGCCCCGCCCACCCCCACCAUCUCCCCCUCCCCCGUCCCCACCGUCCGCCUCUCCUCCCCCCCCCGCCCCCCCUCCCCCACCAACCACUGUUAACGGAGUCAAGUGCGGGUGGUUCCUGGGCUACUAUAAGUGCGAGAAUCAUGAUAGCAAUGUGCUUGCGUAA